Messenger RNA from Maudiozyma saulgeensis, 972 nucleotides. The record is from the annotation of a GenBank genome assembly. NCBI's taxonomy places the organism in Eukaryota, Fungi, Ascomycota, Saccharomycetes, Saccharomycetales, Saccharomycetaceae.
AUGUCUUCACAAUUACCAGAACACAACGAAGCAAGUUUACCACCACAAGAAAUCCUUGAUCUUUUCAAGAGAACCUUUGAUGAUGAAUUAUAUGGGAAUGACGAUGAAGAAGAAACUGGUUUAGAAAAAUUGCAAUCGCAGAUACAAGAAGUUAAAUCUCAUUUAUAUGAUAGAGAUUAUAUUGGUGCAUUUGAUAAUGAUAUAAAGAGAGUCGCAUAUUGUUGUCGAUGGUCUCCCGCUAGAGCCCUUGGUUAUGCAUCAUUAUUUUCUCAUUUCGAACCUAUCAAAGAUAUACUUACUUGUAAUGAACAAGAAGACAAAUCUGUGUUGUGUGUUGGUGGUGGUGCAGGUGCAGAAUUAGUAUCAAUUGCAUCUAUUUUCACUCCAUCCAGACCAUUUAUGUCAAAAUAUUCAAAGAAAAAUAAUGAUGAGACAACAACAUCAAAUGGGAAAUUGAAUUUACACCUUGUAGAUAUUGCAGAAUGGAAUCAUGUCACUGAAAGAUUAUUGAAACAAAUUGAAACACACUGGCUUUAUGCAAAUGAGUUCGAAUCAUUCAAUGUAAAUUGUGAACUUAAUGAUGUAUUAACAAUGAAUUCUCAAGCGUUACAAUUGAAUAAACUUGAUUUAAUAACAUUACUCUUUACAACUAAUGAAUUGUUUAAAGAACAAAAAGCUGGAAGUAUACGAUUUUUACAAAAUUUAAACAAGAAUUGUCAAAAGGGAUGUUUGUUACUAAUUGUAGAGAGUGCCGGUUCUUAUAGUCACAUUACUGUUGGUACAAAAAAAUUUCCACUACAAUUUCUCAUUGAUACUAUUCUAUGUGGUCAACGAGGUGAAGAAUCAAAAGGAGAUUGGGAAAUUAUUGAUCAAAAUGAUAGUAUGUGGUACAGAUGUGGUACAAGAUUAGAUUAUCCGAUUAAGCUUGAAAACAUGCGUGUUUUCUACAGACUCUACCGCAAAAAGAACUGA